AUGACAGAAGCGUUGGAGAGACACACCUUCAAGGUGUUCAACCAGGAUUUUACGGUUGAUAAAAGAUUUCAGCUGAUAAAAGAGAUCGGUCACGGCGCGUAUGGAAUAGUGUGUUCUGCUCGGUUCACCGAAGCAGCCGAUGAAACUAACGUGGCUAUCAAAAAGGUGACGAACAUUUUCGCCAAGACACUCUUGUGUAAGCGUUCAUUACGAGAGCUCAAACUACUUCGACACUUCAGAGGCCACAAAAAUAUAACAUGUCUGUACGACAUGGACAUUGUUUUUUCACCGGAUUCGACUUUCAAUGGACUCUAUCUUUACGAGGAAUUGAUGGAAUGUGAUGUUCACCAAAUCAUCAAGUCGGGUCAGCCUUUGACGGAUGCGCAUUAUCAAAGCUUUAUUUACCAGAUACUGUGCGCUUUGAAAUACAUCCACUCGGCAGACGUUCUCCAUAGGGAUCUCAAACCUGGAAAUUUACUGGUAAAUGCCGACUGUCAACUCAAGGUUUGUGAUUUUGGGCUUGCUCGCGGAUACUCUGAAAAUCCAGUUGAAAAUAACCAAUUUUUGACUGAAUAUGUCGCUACCAGAUGGUACAGAGCGCCUGAAAUCAUGCUGAGCUACCAAGGCUACACUAAGGCUAUCGAUGUGUGGUCUUGUGGUUGUAUUCUAGCGGAGUUGUUAGGCGGUAAACCCAUUUUCAAAGGAAAGGACUAUGUGGACCAACUGAACAGAAUUUUACAGGUACUGGGAACUCCUCCAGAAGAAACACUGGAACGCAUAGGGUCAAAAAAUGUGCAAGACUACAUCCAUCAACUGGGCUUUAUUCCAAAGGUUCCAUUCUCAGUCUUGUAUCCGCAAGCAAAUGCUCAAGCGCUGGAUUUACUUGAGAAGAUGCUUGCGCUCGAUCCACAAAAAAGAAUCACAGUUGAAGAAGCUCUAGAACAUCCCUACUUGAGUAUAUGGCAUGAUCCUAGUGACGAACCUGUUUGCAGCGACAAAUUCGAUUUUGGUUUUGAAGCUGUCAACGAAAUGGACGAGCUAAGAGAAAUGAUUCUCGAGGAGGUGCAAGACUUCCGGCAGUUCGUGAGACAGCCAUUGAUAGAAGAAGAGCAAGCACAGCAGCAGCAGAGGACCUUGCAACAAGCAGAGCAACAAGAGCAAGAUCAUUUACAGCACCAACAUCGGCGUCGUCACCAUAGACAACAAGAUCAGCGCCAAUACCACGAGAACGACCAACAAGAACUUGCCAACCAGAAGCAAGCUCAGGAAGUGCCACCUUGUGACUAUGUGCCAGAAACGCAGGCUCCGCUGGGUACAUAUGAAGACGGGGGCUACAAGCAGCAUACAGUUUUCUCGCAACAGCCAGUGGCCAUAUCUCCGGACCUUCACGACCAAUUUAUAGGCAUUCAUUCUGGUAACCUACCAGACCACAACAUGGAUUUUCCGCCUCGCCCACACGAAAAUCUGCUUGCAUCACCACUGGCCGGUAAUACAGAUCAGCUAGAUCCUUCUGGGUUGGACGACUUUUUGGACCUCGAAAAAGAACUUGAGUUUGGGCUCGAUCGCAAAUAUUCUUAG
This is a messenger RNA of Lachancea lanzarotensis, 1578 nucleotides long. RefSeq names its product LALA0S04e06480g1_1 (gene SLT2). Gene Ontology annotation, biological process: protein phosphorylation; intracellular signal transduction. Gene Ontology annotation, cellular component: cytoplasm; nucleus. Gene Ontology annotation, molecular function: ATP binding; MAP kinase activity. NCBI's taxonomy places the organism in Eukaryota, Fungi, Ascomycota, Saccharomycetes, Saccharomycetales, Saccharomycetaceae. The record is from RefSeq and is a predicted model, not a curated record. The coding region runs from base 1 to 1578 and encodes 525 amino acids. The transcript has a single exon.